Molecule: messenger RNA, 388 nt
Organism: Gilbertella persicaria
Lineage: Eukaryota; Fungi; Mucoromycota; Mucoromycetes; Mucorales; Choanephoraceae
Product: 60S ribosomal protein L44
Exons: 3
Coding region: 1-321 (106 amino acids)
Biological process (GO): translation
Cellular component (GO): ribosome; cytosolic large ribosomal subunit
Molecular function (GO): structural constituent of ribosome
Source: RefSeq, a predicted model, not a curated record
AUGGUCAACAUUCCCAAGACCCGUAACACCUACUGUAAGGGUUCCAAGUGUAGAAAGCACACUCCUCACAAAGUCACCCAAUACAAGGCUGGUAAGGCCUCUCUCUUCGCCCAAGGUAAGAGACGUUAUGACCGUAAGCAAUCUGGUUAUGGUGGUCAAACCAAGCCCGUUUUCCACAAGAAGGCCAAGACUACCAAAAAGAUCGUCCUCCGUCUCGAAUGUACCUCUUGCAAGUACAAGAUGCAACUCGCCAUCAAGAGAUGUAAGCACUUUGAAUUGGGUGGUGACAAGAAGACUAAGGGUGCUGCCCUUGUUUUCUAAACAAGCCUGAUUUAUUUGCGAAAUAAACAACCUAUUCAUGCUGUCAAAUGGAAACAUUUAAAUUGUG